AACCCGCAGUAAUAGCGCUGUAAUACCGCUCAUAACCUGUGUGGAGGUCACAUGAUCGCACUAGAGUGAAGUAUGCUGGGAUACCAGGAAAUCCGAUUGAGAAGAGGAGAAACAGAAAGUGUCAUCAUGCAGGAAAGCAGCAGUAGACAAAUGCAGCCAACAUCUGCAGAAGUGAGAGAAGAAAGAGGCUCUGAACCAGAGGAAUUUAUAGAAUCCAUGAGAAAUCACCCUGAACUAUGGGACAAGAAGCAUGAAUGGUAUUCCAACCGUUUAAAAAAAAGGGCAGCUUGGAAUGCUGUGGCCCUAAUCCACAUUCAUAAUUGGGCUAUCUUGGGCAAAAAAGAUAAACAGGCAAAAAUGAAAACCAUCAAAUCGCGAUGGAAAACAUUAAGGGAUAAUUAUAGACGUGAACAUCUCCGUCAAGAAAAUGUGCGUAGUGGUUCGGGAGCAAAGGUUUCCCGGACAUACUGCCAUUAUGCUGAGCUACAAUUCUUGAAGCCAGUCAUGCAGCAGAGACCAACUGAAAGCAAUUUCAGCUCAGACAACACUGAGGACGAGGAGCAAGAGCAUGAACCCGGGACUAGUGAGACCAAUGAACCGCAGGAUUUUGAGAAUGAAGAUCUACAGGACACUGUACAGCCACCCAAAAAGAGGGGAACGUACAGAAAAAAAACUAACAAAGAACAACAUGUCGAAUUAAUAGAAGUAGUAAAACAUCUCAUUUCGGCACAAAAAAACGAAAGCAGUGAAAUGCUCACCUUUUUCAAAAGCCUCAUGCCACAGGUGGACAAAGUGGAUCCCUCCCUACUGUGUGAUCUACGAGUGGACAUAAUUAGACUUGUGCAAAAUUAUCAACAUAAAACCGCAGACCUGUCCACAGCUGCUCGCCCCCCGACCCUUGGAAGUCAACCAGCAUAUCAUGGAGGAUAUGGGCACCAGAAUCCAGAAACUUCGUAUAGUAUUCCAAACUCAUAUCAGCCACACUUUAAUCCAAACUUUAUGCAAAACACCCCACAAUAUAAUUUAAGGCCACAAAUGGGACACUAUGAUUUCCCCCAACAAUAUUCUCAGAUGCACCAUCCUCCUCCUCCUCCUCCUCCUCCUCCUCCUCCUCCUCCUCCUCCUCCUCGUCCAUCUAUUUCGCAAGAGGAAUCCCUCCUGCAGCAACUAUAUUACCAAGAGCCGUAAAUUGGGUUGAUAAUUGUCGUAAAGUGAUAUUUUUUAUGUUUUUUUGUCUACAUUCUAGACAUUUGUCAAUUUUCGUAAAAAUGAGGUGUAAUGUAAUGAUUACCUUCAAUAUUUUUGUUAUAAAAAAAUAUAUAUAUUGAUGUGUUUUUGAUAUGUUUCUUUUUGACAAAAAAAGAGAAUAACUAUGUACAAAAAAUCUGGGUACAUUUGUAAGUUGUUAUAAAUAGCCAACAAGGUUUUUAAUUUGGGUGAAUUUAACCCCGAAAAUGUCUUGAUAUAGAUGCAUUUAUUUUCUAAAUGUUGACAUUUAGUAUUUUGAAGAAUAAAAAUAUUGACAAAUGUUCAAUUACCGUAAAUAAAUCUUUGUGUUCC
Rana temporaria (common frog) is the source of this 1560-nucleotide messenger RNA. RefSeq names its product zinc finger homeobox protein 4-like. Gene Ontology annotation, cellular component: transcription regulator complex; nucleus. The coding region runs from base 73 to 1188 and encodes 371 amino acids. Gene Ontology annotation, biological process: regulation of transcription by RNA polymerase II. Lineage: Eukaryota; Metazoa; Chordata; Amphibia; Anura; Ranidae. The transcript is spliced from 3 exons. The record is from RefSeq and is a predicted model, not a curated record.